AUGAUUCAUGCUCCAGCAUUGGUAUUGAUCGGAAAGUACUUCAAAAAGAGAAGAGGCAUUGCCACAGCAGUUGCCAUGUCUGGAAUUAGUAUUGGGGGCAGCGUUUUCCCACCCCUCGUUCGUUUCUUAUUAGAUGAAUAUGGUGUCAGAGGAAGUAUGUUGAUCCUAACAGGGCUGACAAUGAACAUGUGGGUCGGGGCUGCUUUGUUUAGACCAUUAAGUUUCUUUCAUAAAAGGAUACCAAAACACCCAUCUGUCAUGAGUGAAGGGCGAAAACAUGACCAAAGACAAGGCAAUGAAAAACAUGGAAAUGAACAUGAUGUGGUUGGAGCACGUUCUGUCAAGGAACUAACUAGUAUUAAUGGUGGAAAAGCAGUGGUCUCAUUUGCGAGUCAAUCAAAUAGGGGAAAGGGACAAAUAAGUACGAUUAUCUGCAAAAGUACAAGACCAGAAUCAGUUGUCAGCAUUGAAUCACAAGUAGAUUCCCUCUCAGAAAGUCAGAUUAGAUUGUACACAAGUAACCUAGAUUUGACUUCAAUGUCAGUGGUGGAUAUUACAGAAGUUAAUGCUGAAUCAUUUGACAAUGAACAGGAAUCAAAAGAACCCAGAGGUUGUGGCAUGUAUGUGAAACGAGCAUUAUCAGCAUUUGACUUUUCCUUGUUUAAGCAACCAAUGUUUCUGUUGAUAGUUGCAUUUGUUCACUUUGGCAUAAUAUUUAGAUUGUUUGGAGUCUACCUUCCUGCCCUGGCAAAUGAAAAGGGCAUCUCACAAGCAGAUGCAGCAUAUUUGUUGACUUUGUCGUGUGUUCUGGAUUUCUUCAGCAGACUUGCUGUCGGGUUCGUUGCCGAUCUCAAAUACAUCAAAGUAAAUCAUCUGAUGGUUAUUGGAAUGCUGAUAUCUGGAAUGGCAACACAGUUUGUCUAUUUUUUCAAUACGUAUGCUCUUCUUGUCGUAUUCUCCGUGAUUGUCGGACUCUUUGGCAGUUUUUAUUACUGCCUUAUUCCUGUUGCCAUUGUCGACUUCAUGGGACUUGAAUACAUGGCGAAGGUUCUUGGAUUUAUAGCUGUGUUCCACGGUUUAGCCCUGUCUGUGACGCAUCCGAUUAUGGGUAAGAUCCUCAUUCUGUAUUUUAUGUUAAAUAAUGUUAUGCUGAAAUAG
Molecule: messenger RNA, 1158 nt
Organism: Haliotis rufescens (red abalone)
Lineage: Eukaryota; Metazoa; Mollusca; Gastropoda; Lepetellida; Haliotidae
Exons: 1
Coding region: 1-1158 (385 amino acids)
Biological process (GO): transmembrane transport; monocarboxylic acid transport
Molecular function (GO): monocarboxylic acid transmembrane transporter activity
Source: RefSeq, a predicted model, not a curated record